This is a messenger RNA of Hibiscus syriacus, 1017 nucleotides long. RefSeq lists its product as uncharacterized. Lineage: Eukaryota; Viridiplantae; Streptophyta; Magnoliopsida; Malvales; Malvaceae. The record is from RefSeq and is a predicted model, not a curated record. The coding region runs from base 1 to 1017 and encodes 338 amino acids. The transcript has 2 exons.
AUGUUUCGGUUGUUCGAAGGAAGGUUGCAAUUUGUGGUUCACGUGAAAUGUGUGUUGGAGUAUGAUUCCUUGUACACCAUAAUUGAUCAAGAAAAUGGAGAUAGGGAUGAUGCUUCGGAUUCUUCUUCCAGCAUCCGUGUUAUCAAGGUGAAUGAGCUUGGCGAAGCUAUGAAGGUACAUCAUUUCGACCAUGAGCACGAUUUGGUUUUAGGAGACAAGAUCAAAGGGGACGAUGAUAGAGCUUGCGACGGGUGCAUGUUGCCUAUCUCGAUCCCGUUUUAUUAUUGUUCGAGGUGCAAUUUCUUCCUUCACAAAACCUGUGCUGAGCUACCCAAAAUCAAACAUCACUGGUUUCAACUACCCGCCAUCACCCUUGAAGCCCGUAAUUGGAGACUGCGUAGCUUGUGUGAUCGCUUGUGCAGUGGUUUGUUUUAUUUUGGUGUUGGAAGCAAUAAGUUUUGCCUAAGGUGUGCCGCAGUUCCUUAUACCAUCAAGAAUGAAGGGCACCAACACGUGCUCUUUCUUGAUCGAAAAUGCGAAGGGAAAUGCAACGGUUGUGGUCACAAUCAUAAGAAUUUUGGAGCAUUCAGAUAUAAGGAGUGCAGUUUUAGUUUAGACUUCGCAUGCAUCACAUUACCGCUUGAAGUUAGACACAAAUGUGAUCGCCACAUACUGAAAUUGAGUUAUGAAGAUGGGGAAGAUGAUCCAGAACAGUUUCGUUGUGAUGUUUGUGAAAAGAAGAGAGAUGCAUACCGUUUGUAUUAUUCUUGUUCAACUUGCGAUAAUUCUGUUCAUUCCAGAUGUGCUCUCGGAGGAUAUCCGUUUCUCAAAGAUGGUACCAUUUUUUCAAAGUUUCACGGCCAGGGUCAUUUCCAUGUCAAUUAUAUAGGCAAGGUUGUUGACGGCUAUUCUUAUUGCUCGAUAUGUGGUAAACCUUGCCAAGAUGAAGUUGUCAAGUGUACCAAAUGUGAUUAUAUCGUUCACGUCGAUUGUAGGGAUUUUUCUGCAAAUUUCUGA